Molecule: messenger RNA, 1930 nt
Organism: Labrus mixtus (cuckoo wrasse)
Lineage: Eukaryota; Metazoa; Chordata; Actinopteri; Labriformes; Labridae
Gene: npy8ar
Product: neuropeptide Y receptor Y8a
Exons: 4
Coding region: 264-1403 (379 amino acids)
Biological process (GO): G protein-coupled receptor signaling pathway
Cellular component (GO): neuron projection; plasma membrane
Molecular function (GO): neuropeptide binding; neuropeptide Y receptor activity
Source: RefSeq, a predicted model, not a curated record
AACACUGACGCCGCUCUGAUCCUCCUUGUUGUCGGCUGUGAGGGAAAAAGAGGACGACGUCUAAAUUUAAAACAAUCAUCUGUGUCUUUAUAUAACACUCCUCACAGCUCUGAGCAGCAGCUGCCUCACCCCGUCCUCUCUGCUCACGUCUGGAUUUAUACUUUUAUUUUGGAGAAACAGAAGUUCACUACCAGCCUCAGGGCUUUGACCCCUGACCUCCCUCCCUCCCUCUCCUCCCCCCCCCCCCCCCCCCCCCCCCUGCCAUGUCCAACGACAGCAGCCUCCUCAGUGUGUGGGAGGCGUCUGAUUGGGUAGACACCUCCCAGUGCCCUCCCUCUGUAGGCGGGGCGACCUUCCUGAUUGUAGCAUACAGCGCCGUCAUUGCCAUCGGGUUGCUGGGCAAUGCAGGCCUGGUGUUCAUCAUUGCCAGGCAACAGGAGUUGCGCAAUGUCACCAACAUCCUGAUCGCCAACCUGUCAUGCUCCGACAUCCUGAUGUGUGUGGUCUGUCUGCCGGUGACCGUCAUCUACACGUUGAUGGACCGCUGGGUGCUGGGAGAGGCCCUGUGCAAGGUGACUCCCUUCGUUCAGUGCAUGUCAGUGACAGUCUCCGUCUUCUCCUUGGUGCUGAUCGCGUUGGAGCGUCACCAGCUGAUCCUCCAUCCCACCGGCUGGUCCCCCGCCGCCGGACACUCCUACCUAGCCGUGGGGCUAACGUGGUUGGUCGCCUGCUUCAUCUCUCUGCCCUUCCUCUCCUUCAACAUCCUCACCAACGACCCCUUUCAGAACAUCAGCCUGCCUGCAAACCCCUUCAGAGAUCAUCUGAUUUGUAUGGAGCUGUGGCCGUCAGAUAAACAUCGUCUCGCCUACACCACGUCGCUGCUGCUCUUCCAGUACUGCCUGCCUCUCCUGCUGGUGCUGCUCUGCUACCUCAGGAUCUUCCUCCGCCUGAGACGACGCAGGGACAUAGUGGAGCGAAGCCGGAGGACGCGAGGUGCCCAGAGGAUUAACAUCAUGCUGGUAGCCAUCGUCGUAGCCUUCGCGCUGUGCUGGCUGCCGCUCAACGUCUUCAACACACUGUUUGACUGGCACCACCAGGUCCUGCCUGACUGCCAGCACGACGCCAUCUUCUCUGCCUGUCAUUUAACGGCGAUGGCCUCCACCUGCAUUAACCCCGUGGUGUACGGCUUCCUCAACAGCAACUUCCAGAGGGAGCUGAAGACCACGUUGCAGCGCUGCCAGUGUGGAAACCGGGCAGCGGAGAGUUACGAGAGCUUUCCUCUGUCCACCGUGGGCAGCGAAGGCAUCACGAAAGCGACCUCCCUCAACAGGAUGGGGUCAGUUUCGCCCAGAUUUGAGAUCAGCUCAGCAAUGCCAGCGAAAACAAUCCCAGCUAUCACCUAAUUAUGAGAACCACCAAAUUCUCUUUCUAUCAAGGGGCUGGAAUACAAACUUCAAGAGUCAAAUAUUUCUUCACCUUUGCUUCCAUAACGUCCUGCCUGCCCGAGUAAAACGUCCUGUUUCACUCGGCGUGACUGGAAAGGAUCAGGAUGAAGCUGGACGAUGUAGCUACAAGUCAGAACAUGAGAAGCAAACUCUUGUUAGUCAACUGUUUAGGUAAAAUAAUAGAAAGUAGAAGAGUGGACAGUUCGCCAAGCUCAGCCCUCUUGUUGACUGUUUCCAUCGCUGUCAGUCGUUACAUCCGACAAUUCACCAUCUUGACUUGGUGGCCAUUUGUCCUGAGACUUCAUGCUCAUUGUUUGAAUCUCAUGAUGAAAUUAUUUUGUACUGUUGUAUAUUUAGUGUGUAAAAGUAGGGGAUCAAACCAUUUUUAUUUCACUUUUCCACGUUCUUAAAUAAAGAGACGGCAGAUUGUAAGAAAGAUUGUCAUUGGUCCAUGUUCAGGUUUGAACAGUAUACUUGAUAAUUCA